This is a messenger RNA of Telopea speciosissima, 1357 nucleotides long. Its product is annotated as zinc finger protein 1-like. NCBI's taxonomy places the organism in Eukaryota, Viridiplantae, Streptophyta, Magnoliopsida, Proteales, Proteaceae. The transcript has a single exon. The record is from RefSeq and is a predicted model, not a curated record. Gene Ontology annotation, biological process: negative regulation of abscisic acid-activated signaling pathway. Bases 273 to 1112 code for a protein of 279 amino acids.
AGGAAUUUCAACCUUCCAAAAUAUUUCAUCAGUAAAGACAGUGACAAAGCAUACGGAAGUUUCCUUCUAUACUUUCCCUGGCAUUCUUUUGUUUCUUACUCCAAUUCUAACUUCUCCUUCUCUCCAAAUUAUUACCAUUAUAAGAUGAUAUUGUAACUGCAAAACAGAGCAUCUUUCCAUACAUAUCUGAUUUUAUCAUUUACUCUUCAAAUCCCCCCCCCCCCCCAAUUUAUCUUUUCUUGCUCAUCAAACCACUCAAUUUUUAAGGGGAGAUGGAGGAGAGUGACUUCCCAUCAUCUCCUCCUAUGGAACCACAGAAGAUAACAGAGCCAUGUCACUCUGAAUCCUCAAGCAUCAUAUCUCUAAACUCUGAGGAAAAGCAAAGAGAAAAGAGAGUAAAUGAAGUAAAAGACAAACAGGUAGCAGAGGAGAACAAUAGUGAUCUCUUAUUAGAUCUUAGUCUCUCUAGCAACCAUACAGAUCAUGGGCAGAAGGCAGAACUCAAUCUUAUUGACUGCUUCAACAUGGGUUCAUCACAGAAUUCACCAGAUCAGUCUCCACAAGGUGGAGAAGCUGAACCAAGAGUCUUCUCUUGCAACUACUGCCAGAGGAAAUUUUAUAGUUCACAAGCACUUGGUGGGCAUCAGAAUGCUCACAAACGUGAGAGGACUCUAGCAAAGAGAGGACAGAGACUUGGAGCGGCGGCGGCGGCUUUCGGGCAUUCACCUUGUCACCGAUACUCAAGCUUGGCUUCUCUACCUCUACAUGGAUCAUUCAAUAGGUCUCUUGGCAUUCAGGUUCAUUCCAUGAUCCAUAAGCCAUCUUACUAUCCUACCUCUUCAGGUUCUCCUGGACAUCUUUAUGGACAUCAUGGAUGGUCUAGACCUCCAAUUGAUCAACAACCAGCAAUUGGGAGGCUAGCAGUAGAGGAUUAUCAUGUAGGACAGGCGGCGGGGCCGUCGUCGAGGAGUGCCGCCGCCCGGUUUGAUGCUGUUCGAAUGUCUGCUCCUACUGCUGAUGAGGGAAUUGGUGGGUAUUGGUGGGCAGGUAGUGGGCGUUUGAAGACCAACCAAGAGGAAUCACAGAAGCUUGACUUGUCGCUCAAGCUCUAAUAAGUAGUCCCUUUGAUUAAUUCCUUAGUUCCUCCAUUGUUUUUCUUGAUCUUUCUUCAUUUUUUUUUCUUUUUUUUUUGCUCUGAUUUUGGCUAUUUAGUAAGAAUAUUCUGUACAUUUUUUUAUUUUAUUUAUGUAGGAGUCUUUCACUCUUCAGGAAAAUUUUCUAUUAUUCUUGAAUUUGGAAGUUUUAAUUCAGAGACUGAUAGAUAGAUCUAAUUGAGAACUUGGACGCUUGUGUUGGU